CUUCAGCGGUUGAACUCACUCAUUGCGAAUCAAUCGAGUGGCUCGUGCUCCUGCUAUCUGCAGGCACUCAGUUUCCACUGGACGCACCACUGCAGGCGGGCAGCUUUUCGCUUUUCGUAGAGCGGGGUCUUCCGCGCACCAAAGAGUGGAGCUCGAAAUUGGAUGGAUCCAAUCCAAAAGAUUUUCAACCCCGCCAUCCUUGGGCCACAUUGUCGUCGCUGCCUCUGCCUCUGUUGACUCCUUUCUCUCUCACCAGGCAUUCCUCACAUCAACAUCCAUCUCUCAUCACCACUUCUCAAUCCUCAAAAUCCAGCAAAAUGGGCUUCACUGAUCUCCUCACCGAUGCCGGCCUUGCCGUGCUCAACAACUGGCUUCUCACCCGCUCUUACGUUACUGGCUACACUGCCUCCCAGGCUGAUGUUGCCGUCUUCAAGGCCCUGAAGGAGGCUCCCUCCGCCGAGAAGUACCCCAACGCUGCCCGCUGGUACAAGCACAUCGCCACCUACGAGGAUGAGUUCGCCACCCUCGCCGGCGACUCCUCUGCCCCCUACACCACCUACGGCCCUGAUGUCGCCGAGGUCACCAUCAACCCCGCCAAGGCCCCUGAGGCUGCUGCCGAGGAGGAGGAGGAGGAUGUCGACCUUUUCGGCUCCGACGAUGAGGAGGAGGACGCUGAGGCUGCUCGCAUCCGUGAGGAGCGCCUUGCUGCCUACCGCGAGAAGAAGGCUGCCAAGCCCAAGAUCGCUGCCAAGUCCAUCGUCACCAUGGAUGUCAAGCCCUGGGAUGACGAGACCGACAUGGUUGCUCUUGAGGCUGCCGUCCGUGGCAUUGAGAAGGAUGGUCUCGUCUGGGGUGGUUCCAAGCUCGUCCCCGUCGGCUUCGGUAUCAAGAAGCUCCAGAUCAACAUGGUCAUUGAGGACGAGAAGAUCUCCCUCGAUGAGCUCCAGGAGGAGAUCGCUGGAUUCGAGGACUAUGUCCAGUCCACCGAUAUCGCUGCCAUGCAGAAGCUCUAAGCUUUGGCUGAGAGUUUGAUUGCAGAGGUAUGAACAAGUUAUGAAUCUAAUGAUACCAGAUGUUGCCAUUUGAA
This is a messenger RNA of Neurospora hispaniola, 1087 nucleotides long. Its product is annotated as elongation factor 1-beta. Bases 318 to 1013 code for a protein of 231 amino acids. The transcript is spliced from 4 exons. Lineage: Eukaryota; Fungi; Ascomycota; Sordariomycetes; Sordariales; Sordariaceae. The record is from RefSeq and is a predicted model, not a curated record. Gene Ontology annotation, molecular function: translation elongation factor activity; guanyl-nucleotide exchange factor activity. Gene Ontology annotation, biological process: translational elongation. Gene Ontology annotation, cellular component: eukaryotic translation elongation factor 1 complex; cytosol.